GUCGUUGUGCGCGCAGCGUUUGGCUGCUGUUGCGGCUUCUGGGAGCGAAGUGGCAGGUAUCUCUAAAUACCGAAGAUCCAGCGGCUUGGAUGCGACUUUAGCAGCAGAAUAACCAACAAUAAACACCGAAUAGAUGUGAAGAUUUCCGCCUUUUUUUUGACUUUUUGCUUUUUGGCCGGCUGUUUUAAAUGAAAGCUUAGAUUGGGAACAAAAGGAGAGACUUAAAAGUAGAGAUUUGGGCUGAAGUAAAGAUGUUUUUUUACGCGAUGGAGCUUGGAUUGAGGAACGUUGAGCCUUAGAGAAGUCACUGAAGUUGAAGACGGGCUCCUGGUCGCUGGGAUGUUGUGAACGACCCGUCAUUUGGGACAGAAGGAGGCAAAAAAAAAAAGAAAAAAAGCGGAGGAAGAGGCAGGGUUGGACCAGCACGCACGGGGAUUAUGGCUCUCGUAACGUUUUCUCUCAGCCUCAUCACCCUGGCGCUUACAAACUUGCACCUUUCCAGAGCCAGCAGCCGUCAUGCGGUGUAUUGGAACAGCUCGAACCUGCAGCUGCGGAGAGAGGGAUACACUGUGCAGGUCAGCGUCAACGACUACCUGGACAUCUACUGCCCGCAUUACAACACCAGCCAGCAUGGGACUCUGGAGCGGGUGGUAGCAGAGCAGUACAUCCUCUACAUGGUAAACUACCGAGGAUACUACACCUGCAACCCCCAGAUGGGAGUAAAACGCUGGGAGUGCAACCGGCCCCACGCGCCCCACACACCCAUCAAGUUCUCUGAGAAGUUCCAGCGGUACAGCGCCUUCUCGCUGGGCUACGAGUUCACCGUGGGCCAGGAGUACUACUACAUCUCCACACCCAUCCACCACCAUGGCCACAGCUGCCUGAGACUGAGGGUCUUCGUCUGCUGCUCCACUGCCUCCCAGGCAGAUGAUGACUCCAGUCAAACUCCCGACUACACAGUCAGACCGAACAUCAAAAUACACAACAUUGAUGAAUUCAACCCUGAAGUCCCCAAGCUGGAGAAGAGCGUGAGUGGCAGCAGCCCGUCUCGUGACCGCCUUCUCCUCACCGUGGGGACCAUGAUCGUGUCGGCCAUCCUGUUGUCCUAGCGACCGUACUCAGGAGCUUGUUGGACCACCUUGUCCAUAGGGCUUUGUAUCCCUUAAAGUUUUUUUUCGAGAAGAUGUGAAAGCUAAAUUAAACAAAUGAAGAAUAUGUACAACGGAUCCAAUUUAAAGACAAAGCAAAAAGAAGUGAGGCCUUUUUUUUGCUGUCGUAUUUACACCUUUCAUGUGGGAGUGGUGACCACCUGGAGAUUAGAACCACUACUCAGAAUCCAGAUUUUUGUGCUGCUCUCAUUGGACACAGAUGAGAGUUGUUUUGUAGCAUGGAAGAGAAAACAGAACAGAAAAUUUGAAGCUUCUCCCUAAUUGGAUGAUGAAAGCAAGGUUUUUGUGUUAGCUUUGAAGAAGAUGGCAACUUUAAACUCUGCAGUGGAUUUUUUUAAGGCUUCGCCGCAUCAAUCGAACUUUGAUGUAGUAAAAAAAAAAAAAAAAGACAAGAUGGACUAGAAACUGUAACAAGGCCUUUAUAUGAUUAGUGAGUAAUCAAAACGACUGUCAUUGUCCUGGACAUUGUAGAAUGUUUUCAUACUGGUGUGUGGUAGCUGCUGGUGAUAAAAGCCCGGAGGAAAGGGGGAGACUUUAUAAGAAUAUCCACGGGCUUUUCAGUAAUCAAUUUUCUUCAGACAUCAAAAAAGCUCUGGCUUUGUGAUAGGCACAGAUACAAAGCCUGCUUUUCUUCGAAGGGAGCCGAGUGCCCCUCAGAACUAGUCUUUUGUCUGCAUUUCCUGCCUUCGCACUGUAACAACCCGAGAAAAAUACAGACCCUGGACUAGUAAUUUGAUGGCACUUAGAUUUAGUAGAUGUGGCACAGACGUGUGUUUUGUUCCGCUGCAUUUACCUCCAGCAAUCGACUAAGAAAAGUUCCAGAUGUCAAAUCUUUACAAAAGGGAAAAAAAAAGAAAAAGGUCUCCUCACAGCAAUCAGCACGGUUGUUCAGAAACCCCCCUAAUUCGCAAUUGUUCAGAAACUGUCAGCAGCAACUUGCCCUCUUUUCACUCCCAGAUUACCUGUUUUUUUCCCCUCAUUUCCACUUCAGGGGCUCCCGGCCAAUCAGGGCUGAUAGCCAUUGAACCAGUCCCAGUUACCAAGGAGACAGCCUCAUGCAGUCACCAAAGUUUGGCACGUCCCUGAGGAAAAAUUAUGCUUAGAGUAUAAAUCUGUAGUCAUAGAACAAUAGACCCAGUAUGAGCAUACAGAUUGUUCACCAUGUUGUGAGAGGCAUUUUUGGAAGAACAAAAAUUAAAUAAGAAAGUUCUGUUUCAAGAUUUUAAGGUAAAGCUGUGUGGAACAUGGCCUGCUAUUGCUAGGCAUUAACAUAAGGUUACAACAGGUAGAAAAUCAAUUGAGUGCAAGUCCAGAACUUUUAAAAACUUCAAUUGAAAAAAAGCAAGGUGAAAUAUAAUCCAAACCUAAUUACUGUGAAGACCCAAAUGAAUCACACCCCAGGGAGAUUUAGAGGAAGUCUUUAUUUCUAACACUUUUGACUAAUGAUAAAAUUAUGAUGGAGAAGCCAAUUCAGUUUCCUAACUUGAAUCUCAGUCUAUGAAGGGAAGCUAGAGUGUGAUAAUAUCCCAAGCUGAAUCACAUGGUUUCCAUCAAUAAAAAUAGUUAUUCAACUGAUGAAACCGUUUCAAAAGCUGGUAAAACUUGAACUGACCCUUUUAUUCAUUAUUUAGUUAUUAUUGAUACUGCUGCUACUAAUAAUAAUGAUAAUGGUGAUUUAAUACCCUUCAAAAUGAUUAACAGGUUUGUAAUAAGAUACUAGGCACAGCAAUCAAACCCUUGUAAAUGUUGAUGCCCUUUCUUCUGGUUUCCAUAGGUGUUUCGCUUUGGUUAAAAGUUCCAAGUCUUUUAGGUCGGAAGGGCUCCUUCCACUCCCCCCUAAUCUCUAGCUCCCUAUACUGACUCUUUAUCAGAUUCCAGUCUUUAACUUAAUAUUUCAAGUAACAAUUCCAAGCUUAUACAGUAAAAAAUUUGAUUUUAGAAAUACGAAAUAUUCACAAUAUUUCUUAUUUCUAAAGAUGUGCUGAUGUAUCAUCUCCGAGGGGCAACCUAGCCUACUCCUCUGUGUCUAAAAUUAACAAUGACACCAUUAAAAAGAACAAAAGAUAAAUAAAAUGUGUGAAUGUGAAACUUAUAAGAAGUUCUUUUAUACUGCAUAGGAAAACCUUAAUCCAAUGAAAACGUUGUGCUUUUUUUUAUUUAUUUACUUUUCAAAUGCUUUUAUUUUGACUUUAAAUUGUAUUUAUCUACAUAAUUUAUUAAUGUGCAUUCUUAGGCCUUUGCUCAAUAAGCUACAGUGCCAUUUUUUAUCUUUUUUGUUUUAAAAAUGUUGAAUUUGUACUGCGGUAUUUUGCCUGUUUAGACAAAUAGAUGUAAUUUAGCCAGUCACGAACAGAAAGCUAUCGGCUAUUAAGUCAGUGCAUACACUCAAUAAGCCCAGCCUCAUGUAAAAAGAAGCAACUAAUGAUGUUGCUGAGCAGCAUGUCAUAAACCAACUGGGGAUGCACAGAAAGAGCUUGUGUCGUUGGAUCCUGCAUUAUAGUGUACAUUUGAAAAUACAUGCAGGGUACUUGAAUGUGUAUGAGUGUUUAAAUGCGGGAGCGUUUUGUUCUGCUUUUUUUUUU
Molecule: messenger RNA, 3751 nt
Organism: Cyprinodon variegatus (sheepshead minnow)
Lineage: Eukaryota; Metazoa; Chordata; Actinopteri; Cyprinodontiformes; Cyprinodontidae
Gene: efna3a
Product: ephrin-A3-like
Exons: 5
Coding region: 438-1109 (223 amino acids)
Biological process (GO): ephrin receptor signaling pathway; axon guidance
Cellular component (GO): plasma membrane
Molecular function (GO): ephrin receptor binding
Source: RefSeq, a predicted model, not a curated record